AUGGCAGCCCGGAAGACAGUUACACGUAGAGCUAGACCCCAAAGGGCAACUAGUAAUGUUUUUGCAAUGUUUGACCAGGCACAAAUUCAGGAAUUUAAAGAAGCUUUUAAUAUGAUUGACCAAAAUCACGAUAAUUUUAUUGAUGAGCAUGAUUUGAAGGAUAUGUUUGCCUCUUUGGGGAAGGAUGUUAGCGAUAAAUUUAUUGAAGAAAUGAUUAAUGAGGCUUCGGGAACGAUUAAUUUUACUAUGUUUUUGACUCUUUUUGGAGAGAAAUUGACUGGGACAGAUCCAGAAGAGGUUAUAAAAAAUGCUUUUCAAUGCUUUGACGAAGACAAUAGCGGGACUAUUUCUGAAGAAAGACUUCGAGAAUUGUUAACUACAAUGGGGGAUCGAUAUACGGAUGAACAGGUUGAUGAACUUUUUCGUGAUGCUCCAAUCAAGAAUGGACGUUUUGAUUAUAUGGAAUUUACUCGAAUGUUGAAACAUGGAACUAAAGAGAAGGAUGAAGAAAAGGCUAAAUAA
Messenger RNA from Meloidogyne enterolobii, 522 nucleotides. NCBI's taxonomy places the organism in Eukaryota, Metazoa, Nematoda, Chromadorea, Rhabditida, Meloidogynidae. The record is from the annotation of a GenBank genome assembly.